Molecule: messenger RNA, 2895 nt
Organism: Colletotrichum fioriniae
Lineage: Eukaryota; Fungi; Ascomycota; Sordariomycetes; Glomerellales; Glomerellaceae
Source: RefSeq, a predicted model, not a curated record
AUGCGCGCCUCCAAGAACGCGGCGCUUGUCACUGCCCUGACUUCGGUUCUGGCCCCGGAGCUUGUGUCGGCCACCUCUAGCUGCCUCGCUCCCACUGGAGACCCUGUGACUGUUCAAGCCUACGUAAUGGUUGAGCAGAUCCCUGUCCAUCUCAGCGCUGAUAUCUGUUCCAACACAACCUUGAGUGUUGCUGGCACUGUCUUGUCCAUCACGAACGCUCCGACGUUCCUUGUGUCGGACUUUGUGGUCACCAGUACCAUCACGCACACCUCUACUGUAAACUCUGUUUCUACAUUCGAUGGUCCCUGCGCUACACUGACUGCUCAUGGCGGCCCUGAUACUGAGCCUACCACCAUUGUCAUCCCCCCUAAGGCUGGCGAUGAGGUCGGAACAAAGAUUAUCUGUACUCCUGCGGCCACGGACAAUGCUGCCUUCUCUGGUCCCUACACGACUAUCACUGCAGGUCAGGGGUCUGGCCAGGGCACGAAGACUCUGACUUUGGCCCCGGCUGGGGGUGAUCCAACAGGCACCGUCAUUGUUUUCGCUCCCGAAGCAUCUGGACAGGUUGGGGCCCAGGGUGUCUUCACGGGGCCCUAUACCACACUCACCGAGGCCUGGGCGGGAAGCACCGCGACGACUGUCACUCUGCCGCCUCGAGGUACUGGUAAGACAGGCACUCAGAUUGUUCUAAGCCCUACUGCCGCACCAGCUCUCUUCACCGGGCCUUACACGACGAUCACCGGCACCUGGACUGGACUCCAGCCAACAACCUUGUCUCUAGCGCCUGAGGGAAGUAACCCAACUGGAACUGCCAUUGUCUUCUUGCCGACAACCGCGGGCUUGAGCUCCUUCACUGGACCCUACACCACCGUCACUGGAGCCUGGACAGGCGCAGUUCCUACUACCGCCUACCUCCCACCUCAAGGAACUGAUCAAGUUGGAACUGAAAUUGUGUUGACGCCUACUUCCUCCCCAACAAUCACCCCCUUCACCGGGCCAUACACAACCAUCUUUGGUCCCUGGACCGGAACAGUUCCGACCACUGCCAUCCUCGCGCCUCAAGGAACCGACCAGGUCGGAACUCAGAUCGUGUUGACACCCACUUCUGUGACUGGCUCCUUCACUGGGCCAUACACGACUCUGACUGGCCCUUGGACCGGGAGUGCUCCUACCACGGUGACCCUAGCUCCGGCUGGAACGGAUGCCACCGGAACUCAAAUCGUUCUCGUUCCCACAACCGCCGCUACAUCUUUCACUGGUCCUUACACAACUCUGACUGGACCAUGGACUGGCACUAUUCCGACUACAGUCACGCUUGCUCCGUCUGGAACCGAUGUCACUGGAACUCAGCUUGUGCUUCUUCCUACCGUCGCUGAGACUACCUUCACGGGCCCUUACACGACUAUCAGCGGUCCUUGGACUGGCACUGUCGCCUCCACGCUGUCCAUUGCUCCUACUGGCACCGCUACUGUUGGAACCGUCAUCAUCUUCACUCCGGCUGACCCUACGACUUCUAUAAGUGCCAGUUCUGGAUCUUCAAGCAACACUGCAUCGUCACCUUCAGCUACGUCAUCUGACCUAACUACGACCUCUGGUGAAGCGUCUAGUUCUGCCACCUCGACGUCUGUCGUAGAGAGCACAUCCUCUGCCGACCCGAGCAGCUCUUCGCAAACUUCUUCGAGCGUUGCGUCCAGCUCCCAAGAGUCUUCCACCAGCUCCCUUUCAUCCUCUGACUUGGCAAGCUCAACCUCCACCGACCCUACCAGUCCUACCCUGUCUUCUUCUACCACGUCGACUGAUCCUGCUACAUCUUCAUCUUCCUCGAGCACAAGCUCUGAGUCUUCAAGCGCAACUUCUUCUUCAUCUAGCUCUUCGACCGAGUCUUCUUCAAGCUCAUCCUCGUCCUCGUCUAGCUCAUCAUCUGAGUCUUCCUCUAGCACGCUGACGGGAACUCCAACAACCACAACUUCACAGAGCUCCACAGUUUCCGCAUGCGUCGUGACCGCAACAAGCACCUCGGAGUACUGCAACGUUGCCUUGCCUGGAGCCUGUGCUUCACUGUCAACCACCAGCGGUCUCGCUCUCGUGCCGGUUGUGGCAUCUUGCACCGUGGCCCUCGGUCCCUACGCAGCAGGCAACGUUGCGACAUGUCUUGCGACCAACGUGGGCCUCACUACGGCCGGUUCAGACAUCGCAUCCUGCAUUCUCACCGCUCUCGAAGGGCGUUGUAUCUCCACCCUGCCGACAGCGUGUACAGAUCUGGCGUCGUCCAAUGGUCUGGCUCUUGUCGCGGACGUAGCCCAAUGCACCAUUGCCCUGGGUCCCUUCGCCGCUGGGAGUGCCGCAACCUGUCUUGCAACAGGAACCAUUACAGCAUCUACCACGGGUACGAGCAUCAUCCAGUGUCUCGAAAUUGCCUUUGGCCUCCAAUCUGGCGUGGUCACAAUCACCAACUCCGCUUACUGCCCGACUGCCACUGCAACCCCUACGCCUUCGGUCUGCGCCACGGUCCCUGAGCCUUGCCAGAGUCUCGCCUCUAUCAACGGCAUUGCCCUUAUUGCGGCGAUUCCGGUGUGUACGGCAGCCCUUGGCGCUUACGGUGUUGGAAACGCGGCAACCUGUCUUGCUACCGAUGUCAUUGGCCCUCUGAGUGUUGGACAGGACAUUGUGACCUGCUUGACGACUGCUCUCACUACACAGUGUAUCUCGACUUUGCCCGAGCCUUGUCUCGCCCUGGCGGGUGAUACUGCAGCGGAGCUGGUCGUCGACCUGCCGUUGUGCACAGCUGCCCUUGGCCCAUUCGCUGUUGGAGCUGCCCUUACUUGCUUGUCCUCGACCGCUACCAACGGAGACUCGGUCGUUGCCUGUCUCAACACCGCUUUGUUUUCGACUUAA